AUGGAGCUAGUUAUCGUUCUCGCCAAGACUGAGAAAAAGAUCUUUGCUUCUACAUUCAGCAGAGAGAUGGUGCAGAACUGGCAGUUCCCAGAAGAGUACCUAUCCUUUGGCACAAAGCAGCCUUCUGACACUCUCCAGGUAGUUGGUAUGUUGCCCUUUGCCCAGAUGCCCGGAGGAGCUUCCAAAGUCUACUCUGAAGCCUUUGACAUGACUCAACUCAUAAACUAUGCUGUUUCAAACACAACCUGCUCUAUGGUCUAUGGUAGCAGAUUUGAUUAUAAUGACAAAGAGUUUCAAACAAUUGUCACCCGAACAACCCAAGGCCUUUAUCUUCUGGGCUCACCAGCAAUACAGCUCUACAACUUGUUUCCAAAAAUCGGAAAGCUGCUGUUUUUUGCCAGGAAGAAAUUGAGAGAUAUAUUUGCUGCCAAUAAAAGACACCAUUUGAUGCUACUAAAUCGACUGAAAAAGACCCUCAAUCCAGACAUGUGCAGAGGAGUUGCUGAUGCCUUCCUGGUUCGUCAACAACAACAUGAGGAGGCUGGGAUCACCAACUCUCACUACCACAAUGACAACCUCCUAGUGACAGUCAUGAAUCUGUUUUCUGCUGGGACUGAAACAACUGCCACAACACUGAGAUGGGCUCUGAUGUUUAUGGCCAAGUAUCCAAAAAUCCAAGACGACGUAAGACAGGAGCUAAAACGCGUAAUAGGAGAUCGGCAGGUGCAGGUUGAGGAUAGACAGAACCUGCCUCUGACAGACGCUGUCAUCCAUGAGACACAGAGAUUUGCCAAUAUUGUUCCUUUGGCUAUUUUUCAUAAAACAAGCGAAAACAUAGUCUUCAAGAAUUAUUUGAUUGAGAAGGGAACCACCAUCAUUCCUGUCCUGACUUCUGUUCUGCACGAUGAGAGUGAAUGGGAAAGGCCAAGCACCUUUUAUCCAAACCACUUCCUAAACAAAGAUGGAAAGUUCCGGAAGCGUGAUGCCUUCUUGCCAUUUUCAGCAGGUCGCAGGAUGUGUCCUGGAGAGAGUCUGGCCAGGAUGGAGCUCUUCAUUUUUUUCAUUACGCUCCUGCAGCAUUUCCGUUUCUCUCCUGCUCCUGGAGUCACAGAGGAGGAAUUAGAUCUAACUCCACGUAUUGGUGGUACUCUCAGCCCCCAGCUCCACAAACUGUGCGCUAUUCCUAUAAAAUGAGCCUGGAUGUCUUUGUGCAAAAAUAAAUAUGCAGACGGUCAGAAAGAAAGAUUAAAUACAA
Molecule: messenger RNA, 1255 nt
Organism: Cyprinodon variegatus (sheepshead minnow)
Lineage: Eukaryota; Metazoa; Chordata; Actinopteri; Cyprinodontiformes; Cyprinodontidae
Product: cytochrome P450 2K1-like
Exons: 7
Coding region: 1-1194 (397 amino acids)
Biological process (GO): xenobiotic metabolic process
Cellular component (GO): intracellular membrane-bounded organelle; cytoplasm
Molecular function (GO): iron ion binding; heme binding; oxidoreductase activity, acting on paired donors, with incorporation or reduction of molecular oxygen, reduced flavin or flavoprotein as one donor, and incorporation of one atom of oxygen
Source: RefSeq, a predicted model, not a curated record